Molecule: messenger RNA, 3819 nt
Organism: Poecilia latipinna (sailfin molly)
Lineage: Eukaryota; Metazoa; Chordata; Actinopteri; Cyprinodontiformes; Poeciliidae
Exons: 18
Coding region: 80-3139 (1019 amino acids)
Biological process (GO): immune response; cell surface receptor signaling pathway
Cellular component (GO): external side of plasma membrane
Molecular function (GO): transmembrane signaling receptor activity
Source: RefSeq, a predicted model, not a curated record
AUUUUCAUUAAACUUGUACUCUCUGCUUGUCCUUCUCCACUCACGCUCAUACAGAACAAGUCAGAUCUUGUAGGUUAGGAUGGGGAAAACCUCACUCUGUUGGGUGACUUUACUUUUGCUGCAUAUGGUCUUCAAUUUUGGACAUGCACAAGAUGUUCAGUUGACCCAUGACCCCAGUUCAUCCACUUUAUUUCUUGGAGAGUCUGUUACCUUCACAUGCAACAUGACAGCAGGAUACGACUCUAACUGGCGCUACCUAUUCCAUCGAAACGGUCAACACAUUGUCUCCAAGUCAGAUGUUUCAAAGUUCCUUCAACUCGACCUAACGACCGACCUGAGCGGGCGAUACCAGUGCUCCGCUUAUCAUAAGGACUCGCCAGGGUUCAUCAAGCAGAGUAACAACAUCACGCUUUCUGUGGCAGCCAACAGGCCUACAGCUACUGUGACUGCAGACAGGAAGACCAUUUCAGAGGACAGACCGACUGAACUUACCUGUUCAGUUCAAGACUCUGCCGGAUGGAAGUAUGACUGGUUCAGGCACAUAUUCUCUGAAGGCCAGAUUGAAAGCAAUGUUGUCAAAAACACCAUCAACAUCCACCGUGGAGGCAUCUACUGGUGCAGAGGAAGAAGAGGAAGCCCAGAUUUCUUGACUGAGCCCAGUGAAAUGUUCUACAUUGAGAACACAUUGUCCAACCAGGCAAAUGUUGCUUUGCAACAUGACUGGAGUCAGAUAUACAGCGGUGAGGCAAUAUCCAUGAGCUGUGAGAUAAAGGGAGGAGGAAACUCUAAGUGGGAAUACGAGUGGAGAACAACAACUUCAAAGCCGCCAUCAAGAGAGAGAACAGUUCAUAUUAGAGCCUCUGUUUUCUCCAGUGGUGACUUCUGGUGUAGGGGGAGAGCAGAUCCAUUUUCCUCAACCGAGUGGAGCCAAACAUACCAUCUGAGAGUAUCAGAUAAACCAAGACCCACGGUGAGGGCCGAUAAAAGACUCAUACCAGUAGGGGGCAACUUAACUCUCACCUGCUCUGUGGACAAUCCGACUGAGUGGAAAUACUACUGGUUCAGACACACUGGCAACAUUUCUGAAGUUCAGACCGUUGACGAAGGAAAAUCAGAAAAUGUCAUCAGUAUCUCUCAGGGAGGAGUGUACUACUGUCAGGGAGGAAGAGGAAGUCCAGUCUUCUUCACUGAAGAAAGUCAUCGGAUCACCAUUGAGAAAAGAGUUUCCAAUAUGGCUUCUGUUUCUCUGGAGCCUGACUGGCCCGUGAUUUACUCUGGAGAGACGAUCACUGUUAGAUGUGAGAUUUCUGGAGGUAGAAACAACGAAUGGGUUUAUGAAUGGAGCAAGCCAAUAUCAGAUACAUUACCAACGAAUGAAUACCGAAUUGUUGAUGCAUCUGAGUCCAGCAGUGGGAACUACAGGUGUUUGGGGAGAAACAAGCAGGAUCUGUAUUCAUCGACCGAGUGGAGCGACAUCACGACAGUCACAGUUUCUGAGCAGAGACCGAAGGCUCAAAUUAUUCCUGACAGAGACUCAGCAGGGGGCACUGUGACCCUAACCUGUUCUGUUAAACCAUCUUCAUCAUCAUCAUCUAGUUGGACUUACUACUGGUACAGAGUCGAGAUCGCCUCUAAACCUGUGGAACUGAAAUCUGAUACAAACGGAGAACUCGUUACGUCAGAGAAUGGAUUGUAUUUCUGCAGAGCAGGAAGAGGACGCCCAGUUUACUACACAGAGUCCAGUCAGUCAGUUACUGUCGACAUACCUGCGACAGACAAACAGAGACCUGUUGUGACUCAGCAGCCAAACUGGCCUAUGAUGUACUAUGGUGAGAAGGUCACUCUGAGAUGUCAGAUCCAGGGACAACCUACAGAUUGGGUUUUUGAAUGGAUUUCAUCCAGUGGGGAUGCACCAUCAACCCAAAAUGACAUACUUAGUUUAGAUUAUUCAUUUUCUAAGUACUACUGGUGUAGAGGCAGGAGGAAGAGUGAGCCACAGAAUGUCACUUGGUGGAGCGCUCCCUUUACGAGGAGAUAUGCUUCGUCACCAACGCCAGUCCUCACUGUGUCUCCAUCAUGGCUGAGUCCUGGAGCCUCAGUGACUCUGAGCUGUGAGGUGGAACAUCCAUCUGCAGGAUGGAGGUUCUACUGGUAUAAAGCUGUUCCUGAUUUAUUACCUAUUAUGGAGUUUGCUGCACGCAGACGUAGGAGUUUUUACUUUCCCAGUGGAUACAGGUUUGAAAACCUGCCUGGCACUAUCAAAGGGACUGUAGAGAACUCCUUCAUCAUUCAUGGACAGAAACAAACAGCAGGGUUUGCAUGUAGAGCUGGAAGAGGAAACCCAGAGCAUUUGACUGAUUACAGUGAACCAAAGUUUGUCUGGUCUGCAGAUCCUCAUCCAGCAGCGUCUCUCUCAGUGAGUCCUGACAGAGAGCAACACUUCACCUCUGAGUCUGUGACUCUGAACUGUGGAGGAAACUCUACUGAGUGGAGAGUGAUGACUCCUAGCAGAAUUUAUGCCUGGUCUUCACUAUACAGCUACUCCGAGAAAGUAAAUGGAUUCACAACAGAAAUGAUAGCUUACCGGCACUCUACUGCAGUGUACUGGUGUGAGUCUGAAUCAGAGGGGUGCAGCAAUGCAGUUAACAUCACAAUACAUGAUGGUGAUUUAAUCCUGGUGAGUCCUGUACAUCCCGUUAAUGAGGGAGAUCCUGUCACUCUUGGCUGCGAACUGAGGACAGGGAACUUCACGUCCACUGUGGGAUUCUACAAAAAUGAUAAACUUAUCCAGAACACAGUCAGAGGAGAGCUGAGUAUCCCUGCAGCGUCGGCUUCAGACGAAGGUUUCUACAGGUGUGAACAUUCAGGAAAGGCGUCUCCACAGAGCUGGGUGGCAGUGAAAGCAUCAAGUUCUUCUCUUCCGGAGUCGCUGAUUAUUGGACUAGUUGUUGGUUUCCUGCUGACUGUCCUCCUCGUCAUUGUGUUGGCAAUUUUACGCAACAGGCUUUCUAAGUGUCACAGAACCGAGACCUCAGGCACAGCUCCUCAUCAACAGGAUGAAACGCCAAACCAGAUAUACUCGUCUCUCCUUCAAGGUGAUUCUGCCGUUUAUGAGACAAUCAGAAAAUCCGGUCAAUGAUCAAAGAGUGAAUGAGGACAAGAAAGUCAAACCUCGCAUCCUGCUCAAAAUGAAAGAUCCAUAAAGUUUGCCAUCUGAAGUAAGAAAUGGAACAGAGGAGAGUUUUCCUAACUAAGAUGUUAAUUAAAAUCAUUGUGAUUUUGUUGUACUGUUGCAGCACUCUGAUGAACCAGCCGAACAAAUGCAUGCGUUUUCAGUUAACUAUUACAUAUUCAUGAAUGUUAUGCUUAUCUUGAUGGUGCUGGAUUAUUAUAAUCUCAAAAUGUCACUAUAAAAAAUGGAGCAGGUGAAUGAAUUUUAAGUAUGAGCUUCCAUGCUAGGUAUUUUUUUAUUUCUUUUUAUUGUAUUUUCCUUUUAUAUUUCAAUAGCGUUUUAUGAAAAUACCCUAUAUGUGAUUUCCACUGUUUUGUUUGGCCGUUUUUAGUAUCUCCUCCAGCUGGACGUUUGUGGUGUAAAAACAUGUAUUGUCUUCAUAAUAAAGUUAAAAGGUUUUUUUUUUUUGCUUUUCAUAAAGCACUGUGGGUUGUAUCUGUUUUCAAAACGUUCACAUCCGACAAGACAUUAAAAGUACGGUACGCACAUUAACACAAAUCAGUGAAAUCAGGUGAUCUGUAUUUUUGCACAAGAAUAUAUUAAAUAGCAAGAAUGACAAAGCACCAAAGAAGAACAUAUCUUAGGUA